Messenger RNA from Dendrobium catenatum, 2259 nucleotides. RefSeq lists its product as uncharacterized. Bases 1 to 2259 code for a protein of 752 amino acids. The transcript has 5 exons. Lineage: Eukaryota; Viridiplantae; Streptophyta; Magnoliopsida; Asparagales; Orchidaceae. The record is from RefSeq and is a predicted model, not a curated record.
AUGGCAAAAUUCUUUAUGCUUCUCUUCCUGCGAAGCAAAAGCCUUAGGUUCUCUGUCUCUAGAGGUCUUUUCCUUUAUGCUUUUGCUUUUAUGUGUGUUCAUGAAGGAAGAAUGGACAUCCCUGAGAAAUACAAGCAACUAUGGAGCGAUUGGGAUAUUCGUUCUUUUCGUCUUGUUUCUCGUUCAGUUCAAUACAGUCAUCCAGAGACAAUUGCAUUACAGGAAAGAAAUACAGUUCAUGAAGGAAGAAUGGACAUCCCAGAGAAAUACAAGCAACUAUGGAGCGAUUGGGAUAUUCAUGUCCUAAUUUUGCUUAGUCUCUAUGUCCAAAUAAUUCUCAUUUUCCUCGGGCGUUUGAGAAAAACUUCAACUUCGAUAUGGAUAAGAAUGUUAAUUUGGAGCAGCUACUUACUUGCUGAUUGGGUCGCUGACUUUGUGCUCGGCCAACUAAGCAAUGCAAUGGAUGAUUCUUCAUCUUCUAAUGCUAUCAUUGCUUAUUGGGCUCCCUUCCUUAUCCUUCACCUUGGCGGCCCUGACACCAUUAUUGCCUACUCCAUGGAAGACAAUGAGCUAUGGGCUCGCCAUCUUCUUGGCCUUAUCUAUGAGCUCAUUGUCGCCUUCUAUGUCCUCUUUCGCUCCCUACCCAACACUCGUUUGCUCUCCCCCACCAUCUUGAUAUUCUUAGUCGCUAUCAUCAAAUACGUAGAGCGCUCUUACUCACUUUAUAAAGCCAGUACCGAAAACUUUCGUAGCUCCAUUAGCUCGUCUGCUAGGAAACUACCAACAAACAUUUCAUCAACCAUUUCAAAUAUGGAAGAUUUGAAUUCCUUGAAUGAAGCUUUUGGGUUAUACUCUGCAUGUAAGCCUUUCUUUGUUGAUGUUAUUCCACUUGUUGAGGUGUAUGAGAAAACUGGAAAUUUAAUUAAGGAGAUGACAGCAAAGGAGGUUUUGAUAAUGACAGGCAUGGAACUUAAUUAUGCUUUUGAUGAGCUUUAUACUAAGGCUACUGUAAAUCACUCUAGAGUUGGGUAUGCUCUCCGAGCUCUUUGUUCAAUUUGCAUUUUGUUGUCUUUCUCGCUCUUUGUCUUGGUGCCAAAGGAUGAUUUUGAUAAACUUGAUGUUGUCAUCACUUAUGUCCUACUCGUGGCCUCUAUAUUCCUUGAUGUCAUGGCUACUAUUAUGAUAUUGUUCUCUGAUUGGAUGAUAGUUACUCUUCUCAAUGUGAAGAAGUUGGAUAAUUGGGGCGAGUGGCUCGCUAAGCACAUUGCUAGAAUUAAAAGAGUGUGGCUAAAGAGAAGGUAUUGGUCAGGAGAGAUGCCACAAUUGAAUCUAGUUAGUAAUUGCCUAAAGAAUUUUGCACUAAUUAGAGCUCCUCGACUAGGGAUAAUGGAUUGGAUUAAAGCAAAGUUGAGCUUUGUGCAGGAGAUAAAGUUGUACCCGAGCUGGACUACUGGCUUUGAAACUUACACCUUGCACACACUCCAAUUAACCAGUCUUUCGGCUCUCCAACAAAUAACAACUGCCCCUACUUGGGUUGUCCCAUCAUUUGUUAAGCUUGUAGAGGGCCUAUCAUUUGAUCAACAAGUUCUGGUAUGGCACAUCUCCACCGAGCUUUGCUUGCAUUGGAAGUCAAAGUCUGUACAUCCCUUGCAUCCUCAUCAAAUGGAGAUUGAAGAAGAAGACAACAAACCACGAGGAGUAAAGAGGAAGAGCUCAGAGAUGGAAGUUUGCAAGUACUUAUCAAACUACAUGAUGUAUUUGGUGUUGAUGCGACCAGACAUGAUGUCUACCAUGGGAGGAGCAAGCCCGUUGGUGUUCUGGCAUGCAUGUUAUGAUAUGGUUCAAUUCAUUCGUAGAAGUGGUGAUGACCAUCACUUGUUGAUGCCAAAUGUAAAAGUUGAGGAGGCAUGCAGAAAGAUGAUGACUACUCCGAUAGAGUGGAUUAGAUAUCCAUCUUUGUUUGAGAUAGCACGAGUCCUUGCUCAUUUGAUGUUUGUUAUUGAGGAUGAAGAGAGAUGGCGAGUUGUGACCUCGGCAUGGGUGGAGCUCCUAAUGCAAGGGGCAAAAAAUACAAGAGCAAUCAUGCAUGUGAAGCAAUUAAGUAAGGGAGGUGAGCUCUUAACUUUCAUUUGUCUUCUCACCAAACAUGUUGGGAUGGUGGACGCAUUAGAUAUUGGUGCUUAUAUGACAGGAGGUGCACUUGAUAUAGCCAAGCAGCUCUUGUUUAUGAUCAAGAUUUACUUCGAGAAUCAACUUUGA